UCUGGAUAUCUCCAAGGGCCAUAAACCACAGGCAGGAUCCUGUUAAGCUUUCCUUUCCUGUAUAAACAGCAGAUAGGACGUCUGCAGGAGGACACUGCUCGGUAUCUGUUCGAGUUAUCAUUGCAUAUUCCUGAGCCUGUGAAGUUAAUUCUAGGCCUUCACAAACCCACCAUCCAAGACUGACAGAGAAGCAAGAAGGCAGACCAACUGAGCAGCCAAAGGAGCCAUUCUCGUGGAGAGGUAGUGACACCUCCAAUGUUGGAACGCAAGGAGAAUACAGUUUCAAGCUCCCCCAUGGCCAUGGCUGUGGAUUUUAGAACUUAUGUGGAUCAGGCAUGCAGAGCUGCUGAGGAAUUUGUCAAUAUUUACUAUGAGACAAUGGACAAAAGAAGACAUGCAAUUGUCAGGCUGUAUUUGGACAAGGCCACUCUAAUCUGGAAUGGAAAUGUUGUUACAGGGCUGGAAGCCCUUACUAAUUUUUUUGAGAUGUUGCCUUCCAGUGAGUUCCAGAUCAAUAUGUUGGACUGCCAACCAGUUCAUGAGCAAGCUACCCAGUCGCAGACUACAGUUCUCGUUGUGACCAGUGGAGCUGUGAAGUUUGACGGAAACAAACAACACUUCUUCAACCAGAACUUCCUGCUGACUGCACACAGCACUCCUAACAACACUGUGUGGAAGAUCGCAAGUGACUGCUUCCGCUUUCAGGAUUGGGCUAGCACUUAAAGGAGCAAAAGCCCAUUCUCUACAUCCAUUAAUUCCAGUAGGAGAAGUUUAAUGUGGGUGAAUAUAUUUCAUUGCAUAAGUACUAUAUACCAGUAUGUGCUGAAACAAAAUGCAUGUAAUAUGUUUUUUAUUCCUAGCAGCACUUUUGCUAGAGCAGUUGCCAGUUUGGAUUAUUGCCCCUAACAACUUUAAAGAUAGUUUUUUACGUGCCUUAUGUAUACGUUCCACUACUGGUGCUCUUGGGAUAAUAUUAAACAUGAUCCAGGUACUAAGAUACUCACUGUGAA
This is a messenger RNA of Peromyscus leucopus (white-footed mouse), 1010 nucleotides long. RefSeq names its product nuclear transport factor 2 like export factor 2 (gene Nxt2). The coding region runs from base 256 to 723 and encodes 155 amino acids. The transcript is spliced from 5 exons. Lineage: Eukaryota; Metazoa; Chordata; Mammalia; Rodentia; Cricetidae. Gene Ontology annotation, cellular component: nuclear pore central transport channel. Gene Ontology annotation, biological process: protein import into nucleus. The record is from RefSeq and is a predicted model, not a curated record.